GACUGCCGUCCUGCUCUGCUUGGCUUGCAGUCUUCACAGCACCUCUUGUUUUUGUGUGUGUGAGCCACCACUUGAACACUUUACACGACUGGAGAAAUUUACGGAGAAAUUAGCUUGUCGGCUUUGUGGGAAGACCGAAGGACAAGUUAUGGACGAAUGAAAGGACACUGUUUUUAGAGGAAGAAGACAGACUGCCUGGCUGUCUUCACUUCCAACCAGCGUUAAAGCUACUUUGAUGCAACCGCGUAGCUAACAAGCUAACUAGGAAUGUUUUAAGAAACUAGCCAGUCUGUUAGCUUGAUAGCUAGCUUAAUCGGAUGACGAAAUUCUCUGUAUAUAUUUAGCAAACCGUUACAAUGAUACUUUUAUCUUUCGGUACAUUAAAUGGGAGAACUGUGGCGACGUCUCAAACUGGGUAUGUUGAAUGUUCAGGGCUCCAGUGCCCGCUUUGUUGCUAAUUUCCAGUAGGGACAAUAGUUAACUGCCCAGGCAACAAGUCUGCUGCUUUAACGUUAACGUGACCCAAGUUUGUACUCAUUUUGUGCCGUGUUGUUAUUGGUUACUAUUUAGUAACUCUAGUUAGCUAAACAUGAACACUGUUAAAAAUGUUUUAAGCAAAGUAUAGGCAAUGUUGUACAAAGUUAAGUGGUUGCCACUUUAACGUUAAAACCCCAUUUUUAAGGUGAUCGGGUCACUCUGUUGUAGAGGAGAAACUGAUGUCAGUUAGUCAAUUCAACUAUUAACGAGGAGGCGAGGUGGAUGAACAUUAUAAAUCGCCCACAUGCUUUGGAUCAGUUCCCGGACUUGUGAAAGGCAUCUGAAGCAGAAGGUGGAAGACGUGAGUGCUCAACACUUGCAGCCCGGGGGAAGAUGGCGGAGCGUUCCCGCAGGAGGUGGUGAAACCAAAACUUGGGGACUUCUUGGAUUUAUCGCCCGAAAUCUUAUCCCAGAUCGUAGGACACAUGCAGGCCAAAAAACGGUACUUAACCCUGUUCUCCGCCGGUGUGUGUCUCAUUCUGUUGUUUUGUUUUGGGGGGAUACAAGUCCCUCUAUCCAGAAGGGGUCUCAGCCGGCGUGAUGACCGCAGCCCCACCAAUUAUCAUCCCGGGACGCGGUGGCGUCGUGUCCCGGGGACACUGCAGUCCGUCAGCUCCUGGGACCAAGACGGGAGCGAUAAUGACGGUGAACACAUAUCUCCUGCACAGAAGAGGGACACUAACUCAGGCGUUUACAUUGGGAAACGCUGCAGAAUGGAGUCCUGCUUUGAUUUCUCUCUGUGUGAGAGGAAUGGAUUUAAAGUUUAUGUCUACCCCCAGCAGAAAGGGGAGAAGAUGUCAGAAAGUUAUCAAAACAUACUAUCCUCUAUUGAAGGAUCCAUGUUCUAUACACCAGACCCAGCACAGGCAUGUUUGUUCGUCCUAAGUUUGGACACUCUGGACCGGGACCAGCUUUCACCUCAGUAUGUUCACAACUUGAGAGUAAAAGUCCAGAACCUUCAUCUGUGGAAUGGGGGCAAAAACCACAUCAUCUUCAACUUAUACUCUGGCACCUGGCCGGACUACACAGAAGACUUGGGCUUUGACAUUGGUCUUGCCAUGUUGGCCAAGGCCAGCAUCAGCACAGAGAACUUUAGGCCCAACUUUGAUGUUUCUAUCCCUCUCUUCUCUAAAGACCACCCUAGGACAGGAGGGGAAAAGGGCUACCUGAAACAUAACACCAUUCCCCCUUUUAGGAAGUACAUGCUUGUUUUUAAGGGCAAGAGGUAUCUAACGGGAAUAGGUUCAGACACUAGGAACGCUUUAUAUCAUGUUCAUAACUCUGAGGAUGUGGUCCUCCUCACCACCUGUAAGCAUGGGAAGGACUGGCAGAAGCACAAAGAUGCACGCUGUGAUAAAGACAAUGCAGAGUAUGACAAGUAUGACUACAGAGAGAUGCUUUACAACUCCACGUUCUGUCUCGUACCUCGAGGACGACGGCUGGGUUCUUUUCGCUUCUUGGAGGCUUUGCAGGCAGCUUGUGUGCCAGUGAUGUUAAGUAACGGUUGGGAGCUACCCUUCUCAGAGAUCAUCGACUGGAAUACGGCAGCUGUGAUUGGGGAUGAAAGGCUGCUAUUACAGAUCCCCUCUACAGUGCGCUCCAUUCACCAGGAUAAGAUCCUGUCCCUUAGACACCAGACCCAGUUCCUAUGGGAGGCUUAUUUCAACUCUGUGGAGAAGAUAGUGCUGACUACACUGGAGAUCAUCCAGGACCGGGUCCUGCAGCACACCUCCAGGAGUUACGUCAUGUGGAACAGUCUGCCUGGAGGCCUUUUCACCCUGCCUCAGUACUCGACAUACCUUGGAGACUUCCCCUUCUACUACGCUAAGCUGGGUGUUAAGCCAUACACCAAGUUCACAGCGAUCGUUCACGUGGUGAGCCCACUGGUCUCCCAGUCCCAGCCAGUCAUGAAGCUGCUUGUGGCUGUGGCCAAAUCCCAGUACUGUGCUCAGGUGAUAGUUCUGUGGAACUGUGACAAGCCUCUUCCUGCCAAGCACCGCUGGCCUGUCACCUCAGUCCCUGUCAUUGUUAUAGAAGGCGAAAGCAAGGUGAUAAGCAGUCGUUUUCUGCCCUACGACACCAUCCCCACUGAUGCUGUUCUCAGUCUGGAUGAGGACACCGUGCUCUCAACUACAGAGGUGGACUUUGCCUUCACAGUGUGGCAGAGUUUCCCAGACCGCAUCGUUGGUUACCCAGCCCGCAGCCACUUCUGGGACAGCAACAAGGAGCGGUGGGGCUACACUUCCAAAUGGACCAACGACUACAGCAUGGUGCUGACUGGAGCUGCCAUCUAUCACAAAUACUACCACUAUUUGUACACCACCUACCUUCCAGCCAGUCUGAAGACCAUGGUUGACCAGAUGUCAAACUGCGAGGACAUUCUGAUGAAUUUUCUGGUGUCCUCUGUGUCUAAACUACCACCCAUCAAGGUCACCCAGAAGAAACAAUACAAAGAGACCAUGAUGGGACAGAGCUCCCGGGCGUCUCGCUGGGCUGACCCGGACCAUUUCGCCCAGCGUCAGACCUGCAUGAACAAGUUUGCCAGCUGGUUUGGCACCAUGCCCCUGGUCCAUUCUCAGAUGAGGCUGGACCCAGUCCUGUUCAAAGACCAGGUGUCCAUACUGAGGAAGAAGUACAGGGACAUCGAGAGGCUAUAACCCUCCAAAGCCCCCCCGCUCUCUGGACGCAACAAAGAUGGAGCGAGGGGGCUGACACGUUGACAAACGCAGAGCCUUUCCACGAUCGCAUGGCUGGAUCAGUGGAGAACCAAAUGGGAUCGGGUACAGGGGGAGAGGAGAAAAAUAAACUUGAACAGAUGUGGAGGACACAACAUUCAUUGUGUCCAUUUCUCCUUUCUACCCUUUCACUUUUGUGUAUUGGGGAUAGCUGAGCUUCGCACACAGGUCCCACUAUGUACACCAAGACUUCAACCAGCUGAAGGACACCUUCGGACUUUAAAACUUUGAACUGAAGUGGACAAAGUCAUGGAGUUGGAAAACUUGCUGCUUACAUGUCUCAACAGUGGCAAACCUCUCCAAACUCCAACCCGCUGACUAAGACUGUCUGCUCUGUACACUCUGCACAGGUUUCUGAAAGUUUUGGAUGACAGAAUAUUAUUGAUAAUUAUGAUUAUGAAGAGGAUAACACUAUUUUGGAUUGUGUUUAGCUAUUUUUUUUAUACAGUGAAUGAAUGGCCAGCACUACUCUCUCUUUGUAUUGUCUUAAUGAAAACCAAUAGCAGGGUGGGUGAAGAGAGGAAUGACAAGCCCUCGACCACAGAACUGAGUUAUGAUCGUUGAUCUGAUAUUCACAGUGCCUCAAGUUUAUCUAAUGGCGUUGGGAUCUGGGAGUCUGAGAUAAAGACAUGGUGCAGAAUGAGCACCUUGAUCUUGCUGCUUUCU
Molecule: messenger RNA, 3938 nt
Organism: Centropristis striata (black sea bass)
Lineage: Eukaryota; Metazoa; Chordata; Actinopteri; Perciformes; Serranidae
Product: exostosin-1a-like
Exons: 11
Coding region: 963-3194 (743 amino acids)
Cellular component (GO): membrane
Molecular function (GO): glycosyltransferase activity
Source: RefSeq, a predicted model, not a curated record